This is a messenger RNA of Heterostelium album PN500, 1068 nucleotides long. Its product is annotated as synaptic vesicle VAT-1 family membrane protein. The transcript is spliced from 4 exons. Gene Ontology annotation, molecular function: oxidoreductase activity. The coding region runs from base 1 to 1068 and encodes 355 amino acids. The record is from RefSeq and is a predicted model, not a curated record. NCBI's taxonomy places the organism in Eukaryota, Evosea, Eumycetozoa, Acytosteliales, Acytosteliaceae.
AUGAGAGAAAUAGUUAUAACAAAACCAGGAUCAUACGAUGUACUUCAAGUCAGAACAUCACCUGAUCCAACCGUUGGUGCAGGUCAAGUUAAAAUCAAUGUUAAAGCAUGUGGUUUAAAUUUUGCUGAAGUUAUGGCAAGACAAGGAUUAUAUCCAGAUGCACCACCUACACCUUGUGUUGUUGGAUAUGAAGCUGCUGGGGUUGUGGGUGAAGUGGGUGAGGGUGUCACAUCGGUUUCAGUCGGACAAAGAGUUGCUGUUUGCACCAAGUUUGGUGCUCAUUCCGAUACCAUUGUUUUAAGCCAUCAAAUGGUAUUCCCGAUUCCUGAUGAUAUGACAUUUGCAGAGGCAGCAUCGAUUCCAGUCAACUAUAUCACUGCCUAUCAUAUGUUGUUCAGAGUUGCCAAUAUUCAACCGGGUGCAAGAGUUCUUGUUCAUAUGGCUGCUGGUGGUGUUGGUGUCGCCGCCAUCCAACUAUUGAAAACCAUUCCAGAUGUCACCAUCUUUGGAACUGCAUCACCAAGUAAACAUGAAUUCAUUCGUCAACUCGGUUGCACACAUCCCAUUGACUAUACAACCAAAGAUUAUGCAACAGAGAUCACCAACAUGUAUCAAAAUGAACUAGAAGGAAAGAGAGGUGUUGAUGUUAUCAUUGACCCAUUGGGUGAAUUCAAGUCUGGAUAUCAUAUUUUAAAUACAUGUGGACAUAUCAUUGCAUUCGGUGUUACCAACAUGGUAAGUGGAUCAACAAGAAGUAUCUUUAAUAUUUUGAAACAAUAUAUGAGAAUUCCAUCGUUCAAUCCAUUACAUUUAAUGAAUGAUAACAAGACUGUUUCUGGUGUAAAUAUUGGACAUCUUUUCAUUCCAUCGCAUAUACCAAUGAUUAAGCAAGAGAUGUUAGAGAUUCUAGAGUUAUUCAAGCAAGGAAAGUGUAAGGCUAUCGUCAGUGAACAAUUCACUUUUGAGCAAGCUGGUGAAGCACAUAAAUACAUUGAACAAAGAAAGAAUAUCGGUAAAGUUGUUCUUGUACCAACUGAGGCCGAUAGAGCAAUGAUUCCUAAUUCUUAA